AUGUAUCCCGAGGUAUCUCCAAGCACCAUAGUGCACACGUCGCUGCUUUUCAACUCGAAGAGCAAGACAUUCGAUAAGAACACUUCAAUAACCAUCGAUCUGAAGAGUGGCCUUAUCGUCGACGUUUUCAAACGAAAUGGUGACUGUGAUAUCAAUGUGAAACGGGGUGACAUCGACCUUCGCGGGAAGGUCGUUAUGCCAGGAUUCGUCGAUGCUCAUACGCACGUCUUCUUGCAUUCCUACGAUGAAGCUUCUUCCACCGUGCAGGAACGCGAUGAGAGCAUCGUGGAGCGGAUAGUUCGCGCUACCAACCAUCUUCGCGCCGCCCUGCUCUCUGGAUACACUACCUACAGAGAUUUGGGUACAGAGGGGAUGUGCUCAUUCGACGCGAACUUGAGGGAUUGCGUCAAUCGCGGGCUGUUGCCCGGUCCUCGCUUGUUCGUAGCCACGGAGUGUCUUGCGAGCACCGGCUCCUACGAGGUUCGUCACGAAAACUCAUUGGCGGUCAUGCCACGCAUUGCAGACGUUUGUGAUGGCCCAGACGGCGUCAGAAGGGGAGUCCGACGCCGCGUAGGCGACGGCGCUGAUGUCAUCAAAUUCUACGCCGACUACCGACGGAAAGUCAUGCGGUUCCCGCCUCCCAUUGUGCCAUCUCGUGAUGUAGUUCUGUUUCCGCCCCCGGAUCCUAACCCAGCCGCAGUGAUGUUUAGCCAGGAGGAAAUGAAUGUUAUUGUACAGGAAGCCAAAUUGGCUGAUUUGCCCGUGGCCUGUCAUGCGAUGACGACAAAGGGCGCUCUCAUGGCUAUCAAAGCCGGGGUAGACACCAUCGAGCAUUGUAACGAAGGGUCUGACGAAGUUCUCCGCGAAAUGCGACGGCAAGGGACCAUUUUCGUGCCGACGUUGGCAGUGAUGCGGCCCUCGCCUGACUUUGACAACAUCCUCAAGAGAGUCAAGAAAGCGCACAAUCUUGGAGUGCGUCUAGCUGCUGGUGGCGAUACCGGUGCAUUUCCUCACGGAGAGGGUGCUUUGGAGUUGGAGCUUAUGAUCCGGGCCGGGGUGCCUGUUGUGGACGUCCUUGAAGCAUGUAUGGUCGGCGGCUGGGAGAGCUGCGGCAAGGAGAAGAGUGGCUUUCUCUUUGGUUCCGUUGAGAAAGGCUACAGAGCGGACAUCAUCGCUCUGGAGACUGACCCCCGAGAUGAUGCGGGAGCUCUGCGAAAGGUCGACUUUGUGAUGAAGGACGGGAAAGUGUGGAAGAAAGACGGGUGUGCAGUCGGCUUCGUCGAGGACCCGGCAGGUAAACCAUCCGUCAACACUACUGAUGAUUCGGACUGGGUUAUCGUUUGA
Messenger RNA from Colletotrichum truncatum, 1344 nucleotides. RefSeq names its product amidohydrolase domain containing protein. Lineage: Eukaryota; Fungi; Ascomycota; Sordariomycetes; Glomerellales; Glomerellaceae. Gene Ontology annotation, molecular function: hydrolase activity, acting on carbon-nitrogen (but not peptide) bonds. The record is from RefSeq and is a predicted model, not a curated record.